UAUUUUUGUUUCAGUUUGACCAACGUAACGUGCAGCAACAAACAUCAACAAAAACAAAAACAAAUUUGGAUUUCUGCAUACUCUGCUGUUUUCUCUGCUGAAAAUUCUGCCCCAAUGCUAUCUCUGCACCCUCUCAAACAGUGUGGUGACAUCAAAACUAACCGAUAGGUUACUUGAUUCUGACACUUCGUGUGCUCGGCCAAUCCACUAUGGGUUCGGAGCAGAGUACAUCUGCUGGUGGUGGUGCUGGCCAAUGGCCCCAGCGUUCCGUCUCAGCAGCAGCUGACAGCAGAGUCAACCAGUUUCGUCGAGGGAAAUCUUUGGCGGAACGGUCUGAAAGCUCCAUGGAGGAUCACGAUGAUUCUCCUGGCAAUCGCCCUGGGAACACAUCUCCUGGUCCCAGUAUUUGUUCUGAUUCUGACUUACCGUAUAUUUCAUAUACUGUCAGUCGCCCAAUUGGAGGUGAGGAUUCGCCAAAGCUGUCCAACAAGCAACAGCUUCAGCGUGGCCGGUCUCUUGGGGGCGCAAUGCCUAGCUUACAACUCCAGUCUGGUAGUGCCAACAAGAACCGCCAUUCAACAGGGGGGAUGAUCUCAGGCAGUUCGCAGAAAUGGAAUCAACAGGCACAAAGACCCCACAGCAUAGUUGUAGUUAAAGCAGCAGCUGACCCUGUAACACUGGAGAAGGAUACAGAUCUUGUUCGUCUCCAGAAUGUUCCGAUGUUCUUACCCAUCAUGCGUGGUACACUUAAUCUACCUGCUGCUCGGGAUCCUGAGGUACUGGAAAGGCUUGAUCCAAGUGGAACAUUGAAUUUGUGUCUGCGGUAUCAGCAGCACCUUGCAUUGUGUGCCAAUGCUGUUGCGGCAGAUCAAAACCAAAUUAUUUCGAAAGUGAGAGAGAUUGACUUUGAAACACAAAAGCUAGUAACGUCACUUACUGAGCGUCAGAAGAAAUUUUCAAAGUUUGCUGAAAAACUGCAAAAAGUUAGGGAUGUCUCAAAUCAAUUAAACAAAUGCCAUAUUCUCCUUAACCAAACAUUAGAAAAUAUUGAAACUUUAAAUAAUGCUCUGCCUUUGGACGAUCGUUUAGAGCCAUUUGUUUGGACUACAGGAUGACAAACACCAGAUGAGGAGCAGACACAUGAGAUUGAUGACAAUUCUGAAGAAAUUGAUUUGAAGUAAUUGUAACUUCGGAAUCAAAAUUGCCAUUGCCUGCUUCUCAUCUUCAAAACACUGCACUGUGAUAUUUUUAUUUGCCUAGCUCUGAAUUUUGAUCUCUCUGUGAUGCUGUCUUAGUGUAACCAAUUUUUACAUACAGUGAUGAUGUCAAAUUUGUAUCCUUGUUAACGUUAGGUGUUGUAGACGGUUUGUAGUCAGCUUUUCCCAUCAUCUCCCAAAGGUACAUUCACUGGUGUUUUAUUUUUUUGACAAUUUCAUUUUUGUAUCUGUCAAAAAUAAUGUUAUAAUAAAGGAGCCCUGUAGUAUUAAAUAUA
Molecule: messenger RNA, 1492 nt
Organism: Thrips palmi
Lineage: Eukaryota; Metazoa; Arthropoda; Insecta; Thysanoptera; Thripidae
Gene: BORCS5
Product: BLOC-1-related complex subunit 5
Exons: 5
Coding region: 210-1115 (301 amino acids)
Biological process (GO): positive regulation of anterograde synaptic vesicle transport; lysosome localization; organelle transport along microtubule
Cellular component (GO): cytoplasmic side of lysosomal membrane; BORC complex; synaptic vesicle membrane
Source: RefSeq, a predicted model, not a curated record